Vespa velutina is the source of this 1308-nucleotide messenger RNA. Its product is annotated as odorant receptor 47a-like. Gene Ontology annotation, cellular component: plasma membrane. Gene Ontology annotation, biological process: detection of chemical stimulus involved in sensory perception of smell; sensory perception of smell. The transcript has 9 exons. The record is from RefSeq and is a predicted model, not a curated record. Bases 15 to 1217 code for a protein of 400 amino acids. Gene Ontology annotation, molecular function: odorant binding; olfactory receptor activity. NCBI's taxonomy places the organism in Eukaryota, Metazoa, Arthropoda, Insecta, Hymenoptera, Vespidae.
UAUGAGACAUCAAUAUGUCCCUGGAAGAAGAGAAGUUUUUCGUAAACGAGUACUAUACUUAUAAUAUUCUAUUCUUUAAAUUAAUUGGCAUUUCGCCUUAUAAAACAUCUUCGUGUCAAAUGAUUCAUAUUUAUUGUUUCAAUCUUAUCAUAGCAAUUGCAUCAUUUUCACAGGUUAGUGUGCUCAUCUUGUCGGAACUGAAGAUAAAUACUCUCACGAAAUUAUUAGAAACGGCCUUGCCUUCUUUUAUCUUUGCAUUAACAUAUUACAACUUUUUAUCGAAAACUAAAAUCAUAAAGGCAAUUCUUUUUCGUAUUAAAUCCGAUUGGAAUAAUAUGACGAACAAGUCUGACUUGUUGAUAUUAAAAACAUAUGCUAAUCUAGGCAGAAUGUGUACAAUAUUAAUCGCAAUUGCUUUUUAUGUGUAUAUUACGAUUCUAAUACUACCAUCCGUGAUACAUAUUAUUUUAUAUAUCUUUGGUGUACUGGAUGAAACCGAAUUAAUAUUACCAAUUUCUAUUGAUUACUUUUUGAAAGAUCAAAUGAAUUUCUAUUUCGCAUUAUUCAACGAAUACACAUACUUAGUCGUCUUAACCACGAUUGGAAUAGCACAUUGUUCAAUAUUCGUUUCAUUUAUACAACAUACCUGCGCUCUUUUCAAUAUCGUGGCAUGGAAGAUAGAGAAAGGAUGUAAAGGCAAUUCGCAUAAUCUCUAUCAUUCAUACAAUUUUAUCAAUUAUGACGAAGAAUAUGAGUGGAUCAUCGAUGUCAUAAAAUCCUACGAUAAUGUUAUCGAUUUCGUCGAUUUAGUAAAACUUUAUCAUGAAAAAAUUUGUCUGUUCGAGGCGAUAUUCACAAUGCUUUUGAUUAUCUUAAAUUAUAUUUACUUAUUUCAGAUACUUUCCUUUACUAUAAAUAUGAACGAGGUAUUACAAAAGACUAGUUAUGUCUUUGGAUCUAUGUUCGUAAUAUAUAUUUAUCAUUAUGUUGGACAAAAAUUAAUAAAUCAUCACACCGAAAUAUAUAUAAAAUUAUGCCAAAUACCAUUUUACAAGUUAUCUUUAAAAACGCAAAAAAUUUUACUAUUUAUGAUAAUGAAGAGCAUGAUGCCAUGCAAUCUUUCUGUUAAAGGAGUGAUCGUAUUAUCCCAUUAUCUUUUUGGCACGUUUAUGAAAACCUCAUUUUCCUACGCCAUGAUAUUUUAUAGUUCGAUGUAAAUUUUAAUCGAAUAAAGCUUCGGAUUAAAAAUAUUAACUAAUUUUGCUCCAUACGAAAGGAGUGAUUUUUGCUUUGUAAUUAGAGAGUAGU